ACUCGAGCCGCGGCGCCGCAGCCCGACGGUCGCUCCGGCGCAGCUCCCGCCAGCCUCUACAGGUACACCAAAAGCACGGCCGCCGGGCUCGACGACGAGCUGCGAGGGCCAUGACGCAGACCGCAGCUUCCUGCUAGGCGCAGAGAAAGCUACAUCGUUACGUGAAUCACCCGGCAAGGACUGAAGCAAAAUUUCUCACAAGCAAGAUGUGUUCCGCCAUUUCAACAACACCUCUUCUGGCUAAGAGGUGCGAGUCGACGCUGCCGAACGAGGCGGACAGCGACGUGACGUUCCUGGUGGGGCCGGACGGGUGCCGCGUGCCGGGCCACCGCAGCGUGCUGGCCGCCGCCAACCCCGUCUUCCGCUGCAUGUUCGAGGGCCCGCUCGCCUGCGGACACUCCGUCACCGUGCCGGACGUCCCGUGGAGGGGCUUCGCCAACCUGCUCAGGUUCCUGUACCAGGAGCCGGUGCAGCUGCCCACGGUGCAGACGGCGCUGGCGACGCUGUACGCGGCGCACAAGUACCAGUGCCACGGGCUGCAGCUGCUCUGCACCCAGCACCUGGCCGCCAGCCUCGACGCCUCCUGCGUGCUCGAAGUCUUCUCCAACGUGCGCGUCUACUGCGACAGCUUCGGCUGCGUCACGAAGGCAGCCCCGGAAGGUGACGAGUGGGCGCCCUCUGCGCCGCCGUCAGACGGCGACGAGCAGACGUCGCUGGCGGCGGAGGCAGGGCAGGCGGCCGGGCUCGAGGCGGUCGUGGCGGGCUACGCGGCGCUGCGCCGGCGCUGCCUGCAGUUCUGCGACGAGCGCGCCGACGACGUUCUGUCGCUGGAGCAGCUGGAGGACCUGUCGCGCGACGAGCUGCUCGAGGUGGUGACACGCGACUCCUUCGCGCCCUCAUCGGAGGCGCUGCUGUUCGCCGCGGUGGUGCGCUGGGCGCGCUGCCGCUGCCUCUGCUCGCAGCGGCCGCUGUGCGCCGACGACCUGCGCGACGAGGCGGGUGACGCGCUGCUGUACGCCGUGCGCUACCCCUUCAUGUCGCUGCAAGACUUCGUCGACGGGCCGAUGCGCAGCGGCCUCAUCUCCGGGGAGGACGCCGUCUUCUUCCUGGACCGCAUCAACCGGCCGGGGGCACCGCCCGCGGGGCCGCCGCCCAAGCACCUGGAGGCCCACCUGGACAAGAUGUCCGCCCCGAGGGUGGGCGGCGGCCGGGGCAGGCGCAAGAGCUCCAGCCCCGUGGGGCGCCACGCGGGCGCCACCGCCACCGGCUGCCUGCAGAGGAAGAAGACUGCCAAGAAGGACAAGAAGCACAAGGGCAAGGACACGGACGCCGACGGCUUCUCCUUCUACUUCCUCAGCUGCCUGUCGUGCAUACUCGACUGAGACGACGCCCUUCUGGAGUGCCUCGCUGGGCGGACUCACUCUUCCUUCGUGCUUCUUCACUGAAGUUCCUGGGACAAGCGACACUGGCAGCCAGAGGGAGUCGAAGCUCCUCUUUGUAAAUGAGGAGCGGCUGCAGAACGACAGACGAGUGCAGUAUAGACUGAACUACUUCGUGUGACGCAGUUUUCCUCGUCGAGAGUUCCGAACAUUGUAAAUUACAACUUGAGAGCUGUAGUGUCGUCUGUGCAGUGUGUCUUUCAAGAGACACUACGUGAUCAAAAGUAUCGAUAUAUACCAAAAAUUGUUGUACUAGUUAGCCCAGUCAAUUAAAAUCGAACCUCUUUGAAUCAAAUCUCUGCGGUUGAUAAAUCUCGUCAUCGGGAACAACUUCUGUCGGAGAUAACGUAUUCGCUGUCACUUCCUGGUCACUUUAGACAUCCUUUAGCAUUCGUCAUCCCUCGGACGACGAGAUUUCACCGCAAGCAGAACCUGCUAACCAGAUGCACUGUGUACUACACAUCCCAGUUUACUGAAAGAGUGAUUUUCAACAAGAAAACCUUAAGAAGACUUUCUCGAAAUGAAUAGAGACAUUUUAGAAGCUAAUGAGGAACUUUAAUUUCGUUUGGCCAACUCCCUUUCAUACAGAGAAAAUGACUGGGGCAUAACCAAUACAAAUGACGUCUACCAUCACUCUUAAGCGUCAACGAAUAUUUUCUCUCUGGCAGAAGUUGUCCCGCUUGCCGUGAUGUAUCACCCUAGACCUCUGAUGCAAAGACUUUUGAAACACCCUGUUUAUCUAUCGCCUCGUGUUGAUCUUAGAUUGUCAAAAAGAGGAGAGAAUUAAACUCAAUUAUAUCACUGUAAUACAGUCUCUGCAAAGAACUUCAGUAGUGAUAGCUGCUGUUGUGGAUCUAUCUAAUUUCCAAUAGUUUCGGAUGGUAUUUCAACAGUUCGCUCUACUGCACCUCAAGAAGUCACUUACGACAGUAAUCGUAAUAAUACCCAGAAAAUUGGUAAAUCCAGUGAGACAACCGUAAAUAAAUCUUCCAUUGAUCUGUGUACACCGUCAUGUAACCUGUGUCUCGAAGAAUCCCGUGAAUGUUCCAUCAGCUCGCAGUAGAGCAGUGGGCAGUGCAAGUGCUUCAGUGAUAUCACUCCCCUACAGUACAGUGUAAUGAGAUGGGAGCUCUGUUACUUUGAUGCACUCAGUCUAACUUCCAAGUUUGUCUCCGUUCGUAGGCAGUAAAUAAAAAGUAAGAUCAAUCUUGCAACACUCUUCUGACACAUCGGCGUACGGAGCAAACAAGCAGAUCCAGCUGUCUCGCCCAUACUUUAGUCCCUUGGUUACACGAAGUUCGUGAUAUAUUUUCUUCAACAUUGUCCAAAUACUUUUGAUCACAUAGUGUACACUUUCCUAAUAAAGCUGCCCCUAGCAGGCGAACUCACACACUCAUGUCACCACACAAAUGAUCUCAUGCACUCGUCAAGAUCGUAUUCUCUGUGUCAUUGUUUCCGGUUGACUUUCUAGUCCACCCGUCGGGUGAAGGCGGCUUCCGUCUGUUAAUCUCGACAGUUUCGUAUUAUUUAGUUCCCAUGCCUUAUACCUUCAUGAAGAUUCCUUGCUUUCAUAAAUCGAUUCGGCAUUUUUAAAAGUAUAUAUUUCAGUUUUAUGAAAUGAUUGUUAUAUGUAGUAUCUACAGCAAUAGGCACUGAUCAUUCACACAAAAUGAAAGAUUGUACCUAAUAAUUUAAUAACUGUGUGGCUAAGAACUACAAUAGCAAAAAAAAUCGCUAUUGAACAGAAGAAAUUCAUUUCUUGGGCUUCUGUCAUACUGUAUGUACUCACAGACUGAAACGACAGAAAGAUAAUUAUCCAAUCAUAUUUUGAAGUUAUGUCCUUCAAAAGAUCUAUACAAAAGAAAUUAUUUUUUUUAUAUUGUCUUGAUUAUUAACGUAUGUAUUCCAAUUAAAUGCCAUAAUGCCGUGGCACGAGUGUUAGUUAUUCGAAAAUGACUAUUUUCACUACUCCCUCGGUGCUUUUCGAGAGCUGAUUUACUCUCAGAUGUAAUUAUAUCUCCUUCUUUUGUAAUGGUUGCUGCAAUCUAAUUGACGCACAUCGUUACAAAAUUCUUUACUCGCCUUUAUUUACUGAGUACAACUUUGCAUCAUAACAAUAAAUUUAUAUUUUAAAUGCCAUUUGGAGCUGUGAUUAAAGUACUUCAGAUAAUGCUUUCGUCUGCAUUAGCCUUUAUAUGUUACCAUUUAAUGCUUACAAUAAAGAAAUGUUACUCUAUUAUAGAACUUGUUUGCACCUGUCAACUGUUUAUUGAUAAAUUCUUGUGACUCUUGCUGAAGAAUUGGUGGUGCUUUGUGUUUUAGGAAUGUCAAUGAUCGUUGCGAAUUUUACGUUUUUAGUCUUAUUGUACUGUGAGCAAAGUAUGUGAAACAGGCCACAUACCUACAGCAAGAGUUCAACAGUAUAGAUUGUUAUAUUAUGAAUGUUGAAUAAUUGAUGAUCACUACAUGAUAUUGGUAAUUUAUAUUUUAGUGAACCAGUAAUCAGAGAAACUAUGCAUAAAUUGUAUUUUUGUGUCGAAUGAUGACCUGACAAAUACUUGCAAUGUCCAAAUUUGAGAACAAAAUUGUAUUUUUCUACAUUAUUCGCAGCCAACUUGUGUCUUCACCUAUUUUAGUCAGGUCAAAUUUGAUGAUUUGUUGAGUAGUUCCUCUCUUUCAAAGAACAUCGUUCAAUGUUUUUAAGAUAUAAACAAAAUAUUGUUGCAACUCCUGCCCAAAUAUAACACUGCCUAAAAUGCUUGCACCAAAUAGGCAAACCAUUGUUUUAUGAUUUUGUAAUUUAUAUGUGGUACCUGUAUAGUCCCAAACUGUUUAAAUCGAUAACACAACAGGAGAAACAAACUUAAAAUAUGUACUACUUUUCUUGUAAAUUUGUGUUUGAUUCUCCUGCAAUUAAUGCUAGUCCACACCCUCUAUGAGGGAAAAUAGAAAAUAUUAGAAUCCUAUGCCAUAUUUAUAGUAGAAUAUAUAAUGCUAAAGAGCAAAAUAUUAUGAAUGUCUUAUUGAUGUAAUAAAUGUUGAACCUGCUAUUUUUAUUUUUUUUAACCCAGAAAAUGAUUAAAAAGUUCUGCAGCACAGACUGUAAAUCUUACUAGAAUCAGUGUUGGUUUUUGUUUAGAUUGAAGCAUAAUUCUUGGUUGCUGCAAUAUUUAUCAGAAUCAGUACUUCAUACAAAAUGAGAUUCAUUGAAUAGUUGAUUAACUCUGUUCGAGUGGGCACUUUCCACAAUGGCUGUAUAAAGAGUAUUUUGCAAACAUAAUUCUCUUUGUGUACUUUAAUGCUGAAAUUUAUUACACCAUACUUUUUGUGCCUAAAAUACGAUAGCCUCGUCAGUGGAUGCUCUGAAAUUUCAUAUCGUUUUUGUUUUAUAUGUGUUACUUAUAGGUUUAAAACAUUUCAUAGCCUGAUUUUUACAUGAAAUUGGAUGGUAUCUGCAAGCAAUCUGUGGCCACAUGAAGUGAAAAAUCUAAAAUCAUCGGGACUGAAGACCUAACUGUAUCACUUCACUUUAUUUACAGGAUAUUUCACUUUAUUUACAAGAUAUGCUUAAACUUGCUGUUAAUACGUCUUCAACCAAAAACUUCCCAAUAUUUCGGAAUACCAACUAAUAAUACCUCUUGUAUUAUAGGCAAUAUGAUUAUGGUAUAAUAGAUUUCAACUUUUAGAGUGCAAAACGUGUUCUGCGUAUAAACUAACUUCUAUGCUGAUUAAUCCGCUAUAUCUCACUACUACAAGUUGUGUGCUGUGACAUAACACGACGUAUGUAAUGAGGCAAUUCUGGAGACAGCCUCUAACAAAAAGCUUAACUAGAUAAUUGCAGUAGGCGGAAAAUGUAUAAAUUAUUCAGUAAAAUAAAACUUUUGCACUUA
This is a messenger RNA of Schistocerca gregaria, 5329 nucleotides long. RefSeq names its product BTB/POZ domain-containing protein 1-like. The record is from RefSeq and is a predicted model, not a curated record. Gene Ontology annotation, biological process: neurogenesis. Gene Ontology annotation, molecular function: protein binding. The transcript is spliced from 6 exons. The coding region runs from base 207 to 1382 and encodes 391 amino acids. Lineage: Eukaryota; Metazoa; Arthropoda; Insecta; Orthoptera; Acrididae. Gene Ontology annotation, cellular component: P-body; cytosol.